Molecule: messenger RNA, 1767 nt
Organism: Dioszegia hungarica
Lineage: Eukaryota; Fungi; Basidiomycota; Tremellomycetes; Tremellales; Bulleribasidiaceae
Exons: 3
Coding region: 1-1767 (588 amino acids)
Source: RefSeq, a predicted model, not a curated record
AUGCCUCCCCGCUCAGAAAGUGCUCUCCCGAACAUGCCUGCUACCGCUUCCACCAAACCCGCCACUCCUCCACGCGCCGCCAACCGGAAAGUCUACAAUACGCUCGAGCUAAGGCAGCACAUACUCUCCUAUGUCGACCUUCCUUCCCUGGCGGUAUUCAUGAGGGUUGAGACGGGAUGUAUGGCCGAUGUCGCUCGGGAGCUGUACCGGACAAUGGCGCUCGACCUCUUCAUCAGAAUGAAGGGUCAAACACACCGACACAAGAUAUACUUUGCUGCGGUAAACACGGUCGACGCUCGAAACAACAUGCCAUACUGGCUGACGAAGACUGUCUCGCGAACACUUCACUCUCUCAUUGCGCCGAUCCGGAACGAACUCUUCGCAUACCAGCCUCACUACUGUAAUGUACUCGUCGAAGCCCUUCGGAAGCGAUGCCCGAACCUCCGUACCAUGAAGUUCGGCCGAGGACGAUGUGGAUUCGGAGAUACCAUGCGAUUCGGAUUUCGUAUCGACGAAUACGAGUAUUGCUUCGCAUGGACCGCUCAAUUCGAUCCCAGCGAUCCGCAGCGGGCUGCAAGCAACCCCAUCACCUUCUAUCGGAACGUACACUACUACACAUCUUCGUCCCCUCCCAAGUCUGUACAGUGCCCGCCACCCCCUACCUCUCGCUACGUGGCUCGGAUCCGGUUCGACCUGAAGCUCACCCUGGUCGAUACUCCGCGAACGGACGACUGGCUCGCCUCGCUUCGGGACAGCCCUCUGUGGGCAGACCUGCACACGCAUAUCUCGCUAGACGGGACCCCAGUCACACUUGAGGACCUCGCGUCCUUGUACCGCCGACAAAUUUCGGCCGGCCACUCGGCGCGACUGGAAGACAUCUUCGCGCCCUGCGCUCGACCCUGGACCGCCUACGAUUUCGAGGACUUCGCACGCAUCGCCUCUACGUCUCUGCGGUCACUCAAUCUGUACGAUGAAUGGGCGAAAGGCGGACAAGACACCCCCCGGAUCGCCUUUCGCGACCUGCCUUUUCUGACCGAGAUGGUGCUGCAGCACCUACCGAACUUGGCAACCCUCUCGAUAGCUGUAACGGGGAUCGACACCGCGGAGGCAGUCUUCGGAGAGUUGCUCCAUCCCGACAUCCUCGCCCGGGCCGGCAGCCUGCGAGAUCUUCGUAUCUACUCGGAGAAACCACCCCACCCCAUCCCAUUCUACAAUACGCUCCGCUAUCUGAUGGGGAUGACGGCCCGGGAUGGCGGCGUGCUAGUCUUGCAUCCUCACGCAAGAGUGACCGACUUUCCCAGCCCCCAGAGAGCUUAUGUGGACUACCUACAGGGACGACCACCCCUGCAGCAGAAGUCGCUUGCUACGAUCGACUUUGCCACAAUCGGGAUCACUACCCUUGCCCAGGUCUUAGACCUCGAAUAUCAUCCGGACGGCCGGCCCCGGUACAUCUGGACCAGCAAGCCCAUCAAAUGGUCGAAGCUCAUCAAGCUCGCGCAGCAUCACCCGAAAGCGAAGCGGGAACGACCGCUCCGGUUCCACUUGGCCGACUGCCUCGUCAUCUGCCGCUGGCUCGAAGCGCUCGCCACCAAGGCCGCCCUACCGGAGAUCCUGGCGAAGGUCAAGGAGUUGGCGGAGUUAGUGGGUCAGUAUCCUCAGGUCAAGAGAUGGGGAUAUACCCUACUCUUUGACGAUGAGUUCCGAAAGGAUUUGAAGGAAAGUCAGGGGAUCCUGGAGGGGCAGGUCAGAGGUGGGGCGGCGGUGUAA